AUGGCCUCACCCAGCACCGAAAUGCGGAAUCGCCGCUGGACGAGAGACUCGUAUUUCAUCUCGACGGAUGCAUCUCUCGUCUCCGUCGCCCAACUCAACGCUGCAUUUGCGACGGAAGUCGUCUACUGGACCAAAGCCAUACCGGAGUCCUUCGUGAGAGAAAUGCUGGAAAAUUCACUCUGCUUCGGCCUCUACGACACCACCACUUCUCAAAAAGAACCCAGCAGCGGCGCCGCCGCCGAGCCCAAGGAAUACCACCGAUUAGUUGGUUUCGCCCGUCUUGUCACCGACUUUGUAUCCUUUGCCUACACCACGGACGUGUGGGUUGACCCCACGCUACAAGGCAACGGCCUGGGAAGAUGGCUAGUGGGAUGCGUGCAGGAGGUGAUCGAGCCGAUGCCGUACUUGAGGAAAAACAUCUUGGCCACCGAUAGCUGGGAUAAAUCUGUGCCGUUCUACGAGAAGGCAAUGAAGAUGAGCGUGAUUGGUGGGCAGCCGGGAGGCCAGGCGAUCAUGCAGAUGAAGGGGAAGGGGGCCCCAGGGUAUACGGAGAAGACCGAUUGA
Colletotrichum acutatum is the source of this 564-nucleotide messenger RNA. RefSeq names its product acetyltransferase. The transcript has a single exon. The coding region runs from base 1 to 564 and encodes 187 amino acids. NCBI's taxonomy places the organism in Eukaryota, Fungi, Ascomycota, Sordariomycetes, Glomerellales, Glomerellaceae. The record is from RefSeq and is a predicted model, not a curated record. Gene Ontology annotation, molecular function: acyltransferase activity, transferring groups other than amino-acyl groups.